AUGGCCCCUUAUCCCCAGGGCCCAGCUUUAACAACUGCCGAGGAAAAGCUCCUGUGGGACGACAGUGUUGUCAGAGGCCUUACGGAAGAGCAGUGGAAGGCCUUCGGGCAAUGGGUCGGGACUGAGGAUCCAACCCCCUUGGAAGCGAAGCAGUGGAUUACGAAAGAGAACGAUCUUGAUCUCAAUGUCUUUUCUCUGCAGACUCUGGCUUUGCUUAUCAAGCAAGCCAGAUUUGCGCACUGCGGUCAAUCGACCAAAACCUUGGAGCAAUCAUAUACGGAAGAUGAUCUGGUAGUCCAGAAACCAGGCUUUGGUUUACCUCUGGGUUAUAUGCCAGAUGAGGAAGACCGGUUCCCCUUGCUGUUUCUCAAUGACAACUUUGGUGACGGUUGGGAAGCUCCUGUCCUACUCAUUCGCGAAUGCUGCAUGCUAAAGCUCAUGGAUGAGUUGACUGAUAAGCCGCGAUGGUGGCAGAAGAUCAACGACGAAGACAUCGUAACAAAGUGGAAAAAGGAAGCUUUGGAGAUGAACUGGAAAUCGUACCUCAGAUAUGGCGACUUUACCCCAGCUAUGGCCGAUGCUGUGAGUUAUAAAAACACUUUACUGUCUUACGGUACUGAUGAGGGUGAUAAGUGUAUUACAGAAUUACGAGUCAAAGCGGAUUUAUACGAAAAAACAGGUCUUAUUCCUGUAUACGACUAUUCUGUGGCUGUGCUCAAGUCCGAUACUGUCAUGACCGACAAACUAGCAAAAUCUCUUCAAGAGGCAGUAAGGGUAUUGGAAGAUGUACGGUCCGAUCAAAGGGACUGGCAUCCAAGAAGUGGUGAGCAGGUCCUCGAUCUCGUUCAUCCGUCUCUCUGGCCUUUGGUUUAUGGCCGAUCUAAAAUUUUCUCCGACCGGAUCAUUGAUUUGCAAGAUGCAUUUGUAAACGACGGAAGGUUUGUUACCAUUCGUGCGCCUGCAGAUGAUGACUGCUACCGCUACAAAAAAGGGGGCUUCUGCGGUCAAGGUUUCCCUGUGCUGUCCAAUAGAUUCCAGUGGCUUCCUUGUGAUGUAGUACUGGACGCUGCAACAGGUGACGUCCAGAUCACGAGUUACAUCAAUAACCUUCACCCUCAGGAACAUGCGCACUUGUAUCCCAUCAUUGAGACUUUUAUCAAGAAAUCUUUGCCCGCUUGGGACACGCUGUAUCGCUGGGAGGAUGACUUUGCAGUGCAGCGACUCCAGGCAGAAGAAGCUGUACUUGAUUGUCAGGCAGCGGAAGAUAUUGAUUGCGGUUGUAAACCGUGGUAUCGUCCUCUAGGCGAAAAUGAGGCACCUCGACAUCCUUAUGAACCUGGGGGUGAUGAAUACGAGGAUCAAGGUCGGUGGUCUGAGGAAGACACUGACGAAGAAUCAGACAUAUCUGAUUCAGGCGAUGAAUCAAGCGAUGAUGAACGGUCGGAUCAUAAUGAAUCUGACCCAGAGUUGGUCUACUUCAAGGGAUCGCAACGGCGAAAGCUAGAUGAGGCGUGGUUCAAGACAACACACCAUGUCAAUGUUCCAGACGCUGAGCCAGAAGCAGCCGGUCAUGUUAAGAUUACACCCGGCGAUGUCAAGAACGACGGUUUCUUCAACGGCAAGACACAGAUACAAGUCAUUGUCAAGUUGUCAAAUAUCCACCUCACACCGGAAAAUCCUUCCUAUGACGGUGGUUCAUGGCAUACUGAAGGCCAGCUCAACGAGCACAUUGUCAGCACAGCACUGUACUACUAUGACAGCGACAACAUCACCGACUGUUCUCUUAGCUUCCGGACCACGACCAGAGAUCUGACGGAAGACGUGAGCUACGAACAAUACAAGCACGACCCGAUUUACCGAACAUUUGCUAUUGAGGAAGAUGGAGAUCGGCAGCAGGAUAUUGGUUCUGUGCAUACCAAGAGCGGCAGGGCCAUUUUCUUCCCGAAUCUCGUGCAGCAUCGUGUCUCAACUUUCAAGUUGAUUGACAAAACAAAGCCGGGCUACAGGAAGAUUCUUGCCUUGUUUUUAGUUGAUCCAGCUAUACCAAUCAUAAGCACUUCGAACGUCCCACCACAACAGAAGCAUUGGUGGCAUCCUGUUCACUUACAGACGAACAAGGCUCUACCUGACAUUUUCGACGGAAACGAGAAGGAUAACCUUGUAGAUUGGCCUAUGGGGUUGGAAGAGGCUAAGGAGCUACGCCUGCACCUAAUGGAUGAGAGAACCUGGAUGCAGGAGCAGGAACAAGAUGGUGUUAGACAAGAAUGGAACUUUUGCGAGCAUUAA
Messenger RNA from Fusarium venenatum, 2286 nucleotides. RefSeq lists its product as uncharacterized. NCBI's taxonomy places the organism in Eukaryota, Fungi, Ascomycota, Sordariomycetes, Hypocreales, Nectriaceae. The record is from RefSeq and is a predicted model, not a curated record.